Messenger RNA from Abrus precatorius (Indian licorice), 6799 nucleotides. RefSeq lists its product as uncharacterized. Gene Ontology annotation, biological process: ribosome biogenesis. The coding region runs from base 1 to 6132 and encodes 2043 amino acids. The record is from RefSeq and is a predicted model, not a curated record. NCBI's taxonomy places the organism in Eukaryota, Viridiplantae, Streptophyta, Magnoliopsida, Fabales, Fabaceae. The transcript has 12 exons. Gene Ontology annotation, cellular component: nucleolus.
AUGGCCGAUUCGGAGGCAAAUGCAAAUAUGCAAAAUCGAAAUCGAAAGCGAAAGCGAAAGCAGGGAUUCGACUGCCAACCUCAAAACCCGUCCAAACUGCACCGUUUGGAUUCUGCUCUCAAACCUUCCAGUCCCUGGAACAACCUUCAACUCAUACUCUGCAUCCAAGACAAACACAAUGAUCUUCACAGUAAGGUCAAUCAAGCAUUCAAUUUUGUUCAGUCAAGAGUGGAUGAUGGUGUUGGCUCUGAUCAGGAUUGUGAAACUGUAAAACUGCCAAGACUACUAUGUUACCUUAAUGAUUGGAUCCUCACUUUGUUGUUCCCUCCCAAUGGGAAGGAAAAUUGGGGUGAUGGGAAGACGCCUCAGGUUGAGGGAAUUGAGGCAUACAUGGAUCUUCGGUGUUGGGAACUAUUCAAGUUUUGCUUGCAGGAGUCUUUGAAGUUUCAUAUCUCUUUGAAUAUGUCCCGGAACCUUCUACAAACAGUUCAGUUUAUUGCCAGAAAUGCUCUGUCAUUGCUUGAGGAAUCUUCUAUCUGUUCAGAACAUUUUAUAUGUGAGGAAAGGUAUAAACUGUAUGAUACUGCUCUUGAUUGUUUUUCAUUGCUAUUCUCAUCUCAUGGUGGGUUGUCAAGUGAAAACUUGGACUCGUGGGUUGAAACAGCUAAGGUAGUGCUUGACCUUGUGCUGAGAAUGUACAGCAAGAACCUUGAUGAGAGCCGUGUGGGUGCUUUUGUUUUUCGCUUAUUGUGGUUGAUGCUUCAGUCAUUCUCUAAGUUUUUGAGGGUACAUCCAGCUAGGAAAGGAUUUCAUAAUUUUGUUGAUAAACUCCUUGAGCUGUUGUUGCAUUUGUUGGGUGAGUUUCAUCUUCGGCUUAAUGGAAGUAAUCCCAUUUGGAUGGGGAGAUUAAUAAAGGCAGUGGAAGAAGUUCUUUCUCAUGGACUUUUUCAUCCGGUGCAUAUUGAUGAAUUUUUAAGCUUACACGGUUUAGAAAAGUAUGUUGCUUCAUGUGAUGAUAAGUCAAAAGACUCAAAAGCAACUAUUAAGAGUUAUCCUAGACAUUUAUUUGAUGCACUGAACAAAAUUAUAGCUAAAAGGAAUGUCAUGGCAAUGGGUAGCUUAGGUUUGUUAUUUCACUUGUAUGUUAAUUCAGCAAGAAAAUUCAAGGAAACUUCGGUGCUGUGUGAAGGAAGCAAGACAAUGGAGAAAAUGAAUGAUUUAAGGCAGCCAGUGCCAGGAGAACAUUGUAGCCUAAAUAAUAUUUCUGCUGACACUCAAAAAUCACUUUUUAAUUUUUUUGUACUGAUUAUGGAACCUCUUUUGCUCGAAAUUACUGCCUAUACUCAAGCUGAAAUAGAUGCCAAACCCCUGUUGUUGGAUCUUUGUGGCAUACUCAAGUCUCUUGGUAACUUGCUUACUUGUUUUAUGACAGAUAAGGUUUACGUGAGAACAGAGGACAGAUCUGGUAGAUCUUGUCUUAAUUUCUUGAAGAAAAUAUUUAAUAUACUGAUUACAUGUUCCACUGACGUACUCUGCUUGUCCAACUAUGAUAUGACUAACAAGUGUGGUAAUGAGAUACUGGUUGCUUUGGGAUAUCUUUUGGAAAUUGAAUAUGAGGUUAUUGGUGAAGAUUUGGUAAAUUUAUGGCUUCUUAUAUUGUCAUGUUGUGCCAUCAAUUGCAAUUUGGCGAGUGAUUUUGAUAAAUGCUCAUUAUCUUCCACUAUACCUACUCUGGGGUGCCAAAUAAUUAAUCUCUACAGUCAACUUCGCCAGGUGGAAAUUGCUAUUUUAGCAUUGUGCAAAGCAAUAAGACUUAUUAUAUCUCAUGAGGGUAAUACUGAAGAAAGUUCUUCUAGGUUAUUUACAUUUUUGUCUAAUGAAGUUCACUCUGAAUCAGUUGAAAGGCUGUUAUCUUCACAGAAGUUCAUCCAUGCCAUUUAUAAAGGCAUUGAAUCUAUUCCAGAAGGGCAAGUGCGUGGAUGUAUUAGACAUAUAACAGAUGAUAUAUCCGAAUCUCUAAGGUGGAUGAAAGAUUUCUCUCCAUUGGUUGAUGGCAAGAAAUUGCAAAUUUUUAAUCUGCAAGUGGAACUCUUGGGUAGAGGGCUGUGUAGACUUUAUUGUUUAGUUCUUGAUUCAGUCACUAUCACUGAGGGCAACAGCAAUCUUCUUGGAGUUGCUGUCAAAGAACUAAUGGCAAUAAUUCGUCCCUACUUGAGUAUUCUAGUUGGACAACAAGAAGAUAGUAUCUGCAAGUUAUUUUCUUCUGUCAUAGGUAAAAGUGUUGAUCAGGUGGUCAGAAAGGGAAAGGUUUUAAAGAAAUUUGGUAGAUCCAGUCAAUGGGUCCUUGUGUUCUUUUUUCAGUUGUUUGUGUCCUGCCGAAGCUUACAUAGACAAGCAAUCAGUCUUAUGCCUCCUGGUUUAUCAAAGAAGAUGUCUGCUGAGGCGGGGGAUUGCACAGCAUAUUCUGCUUUUGAGUUGAUGGAGAGGAUUGAUGACAUAGAUAAUGGUUUUUUUUCUUGGAUUCUUCAACCUUCUGCUUCCCUCCUUGACGUUAUGCAAUUUAUUUCAGACAUAUUUCUUAAAUAUGACUCAGAUGAUUUGUCCCCUUUGAUCUAUAUAUUUCAAUCUAUGGCUCUUCAAAGGCUUGUUGACUUGAAUAGGCAGAUUGUAUUGUUCAAGUAUUUGCAAAAGAAGCGUCAUAGGUCACAAAUCAAGGAACUGAAGGAAGAGGCAGCUGGACUUACUAAUUUUAUUAUGGAAAACCUAUCAUGUGUGUAUCAAUCCAUAAUCUCAGUUUCUGAUUCUGUAACCUGUGAACAUGUAGUUUCUGUGGCUCCUCAGAGCAAUGGAUGGAAUCUAGGAGUUUAUGUUGCAAACAAAAACUCGUUGCCAACAGUCAUUUGGUCUAGUCUCUGCAAAAAUGUUGAUAUUUGGGGCAACCAUGCUUCAAAGAAGCAAUUAAAAAAGUUCUUCUCACAUUUACUUCAUACUUCCCUUCACUGUGUAACAAGCAGUUUUCAAGAGCAAGGUAUGCAAGAAAUUGAUGAGAAUAAGCUGCUUAAGAGGGUCACUUUGUCACAGAUAUCGUCAGAGCUUCUAAAUGAUUCACUUUUGUAUGAACAAAAGUUUGCCCACAGGAAUCUGGCCUCAAUAUUUUGCCGUGCUUUAGAGAAAUCUGUGCUUCCAUUAUUUAGUAAUAUCAUGUGUACUGAUGUCAAUCUUCGGUCAUCGCCUCAUUGGCUCAAAUUUUUAAGUGCCCUUGUCUACUCAGCAGUGGUUGUUGAUGAAAAUAAAGAGGUUCCAGUUGAUUGUUCUGCAGAGGAGAAGUCAAUCACUCAUUUGCAUCACAAACCUCUUGCAGAUCUCAGCAGAAAAGAAAAGAUUUUUCCUAUUACAGACAAAACUUUUAGAGAUUGCCACCAUUUGCUUGAUCUCUUAUGUCGGAUGCCAGAUAUAAAUGCAAGAUCAGUUUCACAUCGUGUGACUUGUAUUUUCAACCUUGAACGGCUUCUUGUCAGUGCCUUGCUAUAUUUUCAGAGUACAGUGUACCAGGAUUAUUACUGUGAGUAUUUAAGAUUAUUUGUUUCUUGUCGGAAGGCCUUAAGGUAUAUAUUACCAGGGUUUUGUGAGAAGGCUGAUGCUGUCCAAUCCUCACCAAACUCAAUUAUUUCAGAAAGUUCAUACCCUGUUAUAUGGCUUUUAAAGUCAUUAUCUGCAAUUGUUGGGAUUAAAGAGGCAUUCCCAGAAGAAUUUAAAUCUCUGAUGUUUUCAUUAAUUGAUCACACAACAAAUGUCUUGUUUGGCAUGGGAAAAUAUCAUUUUAUCCCUGUUUUUUUCAUUAAUAAAGAAGCUGAGAUGCCUUGUGAAGAGAUCUCUAGUCAUAAAAUUUGCCAUGAAGAAAAUCAUUUGAUUCCAUCUUCUCAGUCAAUAGAUUCCCCCAAGCUUGAGGCACUGAAAUGUUUAACUUUUAUUGCAGAGAAUUUGAAAGAGCAGAUGCAAAGCUUGCUUGUUUCUGUUAACGAUACCCCUUGCUAUGACAAUGCGGGAUUUGGUCUGUCUUAUGAAAACAUUAACAGAUUGUCUUCUGCAGUUUCUUGCUUUAGUGGAGUUUUUGGGGGCCUCACAUCUUUCAUGGGCCAAAUAGAUGCAAAAGAUAGUAAUCAGAAAGAAAAAGUGUCAAUGCGCAAAAGUGAACAUGCCUCUGAACUAAAUAGUAGUAUAUGUUCUCUUGUGGAACUUUUUGAUUUUGUUGUAAAUGAAUUGCUUAUUGAGAGUACUCAACUCUCCAGAAGUUUGCAUGAUACACAGAAUUUUGAAAAGCCACCCCUCAACUUAUCUUUCUCUGGUAAAAAAUAUUUGUCAAUUGAUUGCCCAGUUUCUAAGGAUAAUGCCUCAGCUGGUACUCAAAAAGAAUCUAAAGAAGCAGGUAGUUUCUCCCCUUCAUCAGUAAUUGAUAAUAUCUCCAAAAGUGCCAGUGAUCCUGAAAGAAUUUUGAAUCUAGAAAGCGAAAAUUCUGUUGCCUGUGUUUUGGCAAGGGUGGAUUCCACUGAGUUGCAGGGUUUGAAUAAGUCUUUGUUGCAAAGCUUGGUAAAAGGUGAUCAUCCUGCAGUAGCUUUUUUAAUAAGACAACUACUAAUUGCUUCCUCGUCUCUUUUGAAGCUAAAUUUGCAGAAGGAUGAUUGUUUCUUGCCUUCACGUUUUGUAGCUACUUUCAUUGAAAUUUCACAAGUCUUGUUAAUUGAAUUCACAGAGAUGGUUGUGGUCCCAAAACAAUCUACUUUUCUUCUGUUAGAUGGUGCUCUCAGUUAUCUGAGAGAAAUAGCAAGUUGUUUUCAUUUUGCUGACCCUACCUCAUCUAGGAGAGUAUAUACAAAAUUGAUACAGAUUCACAUGAGGGCAAUAGGCAAGACCAUUUUGUUGCAAGGAAAAAGGGCGACACUCUCCUUUCAUGAAAGGCAGUCAAAUACCAAGACACUUCGUAAAGGCUCUGUUGAAGCUUAUUCUUCUACUGAACCGCACAACUUUUGCGUGGAUGAAUUUAAAUCUAGACUGCGGAUAUCAUUCAAAGCAUAUAUAGAGAGGACAUCAGAGUUGCAUCUUUUGUCUACUAUACAGGCCAUUGAGAGAGCUCUUGUUGGAGUUCAAGAAAGAUGUACUGUGAUCUAUGAUGUUAAAACAAGUAAAGAUGGCGGGGAAAUUUCAUCACUUGUCGCAGCUGGCAUUGAUUGCUUUGACAUGAUUCUUGAAUUUGUUUCAGGUCGGAAAGGCAUGAAACUGAUUAAAAGACACUGUCAGAGUUUAGUAGCUGCUGUUUGCAACAUUAUUGUGCAUUUACAGAGCCCGCUUAUUUUUUAUGUUAAUUUGACAUCUAGGACAGUUACCAGUAGUCCUGAUCCUGGGUCAGCCAUUCUCAUGUGUAUUGAAGUACUGGUUACAGUUUCAAGGAAACAUGCUCUAUUCCCAAUGGAUGUGUGGCAUGUGGGUCACUUGUUACAUAUCCCUGCAGUACUCUUUCAGAAUUUCCAUCAGCUUAGAAUUACUAAAGCUUUUGGUCCAUCAGAUUCAUUGAUGAUUUCAGAAGAGCAUAUUUGUGAUCCAGUAGAUGGAGUCAAUUUCUUUCAUGUAGAUCACCAGUUCUCAGUUAAUCUAUUUGUUGCUUGUUGUCAACUAUUGUGUACCACUAUUAGGCAUCGACCAAGUGAGUGCAAGCAGUGUGUUGCCCAUCUUGAAGCUUCUGUCGCCAUUCUUCUUAAUUGUUUGGAGACAGUUUUAGAUAAUGAAUCAAUGGUGAAUAUAGGUUGCUUUUCUUCAGAAGAGGGAGUGAAAUGUGCUUGCUUUCUGCGAAGAAUUUAUGAAGAGAUAAAACAGCAGAAGGAUAUCUUUGGCCGCCAAAUUUCUCUAUUUUUGUCCAACUACAUAAGGGUUUAUUCUGGAUACGGUCCCAAAAGAAGUGGCAUCAGAAGAGAAGUAGAUGAAGCUCUAAGACCAGGUAUCUAUGCUUUAAUAGAUGCUUGCUCAGCUGAUGAUCUUCAGUAUCUUCAUACUGUUUUUGGAGAGGGACCUUGCAGAAAUACCCUUUCAAGUCUUCAGCAUGAUUACAAACUCAAUUUUAAAUAUGAAGGAAAAGUUUGAUCUUAAAACUCUGUACGUGGCACAGCUUGAUUAAGGCGUGCACUCCUAGCUGCUGCUGUUGCUGGGAAUCUGGAAGUUCGGGUGCCUGUAGAGACCCUCUAUACUGCAAUUAGGGGUGUAAUGAAAGUGUCAAAAUGGGAUGGAGAACGAAAAUUUAUUAGGCCAAUCCGGCUCUUUGCAGGUUACGGAUCAAACGGAAUGAGUGUUGGGACAGGGUUUGUUGAGGGGGAGAACAAUAAUCACCAGCUUCGUUCCAAAUGCCUGCUCGAAAAAGAUUUUUGACAACGACGGAGAAUAAGAUCUGUUCACAAUUUUGUCGCAAAUUGAAAUUUCAUAAUAUUAAGCUCUAAACACCCCGUUAAGUUGCAUCAUCUAUACUUGCUAGUCGACCCCACAUUUUGGUAUGUGUGAUGAUACUAUCGUCACUCUUACGGAAUAUGGUGAUAAGCCUAAUAGAUAAUAUUAAAAGGGUAACAACCCCAUGUUGUGUGGAGGACAAUAUAAUGUGUAUAAUAUGUAUGUUCUCUCGUUCUUGUUUGGAUUCCCUUCUUUUUUUAAAAUAAAAUUCCAUGUGGGUAACCUAAUGGACAAUUAAAUGCCUUUCCUUGCUAUUGCAUGCUUUGACCUUAUCGUUCUGAAUCUCUUCUACAAACCUUUCUUCUCGUCU